Messenger RNA from Monomorium pharaonis (pharaoh ant), 668 nucleotides. Its product is annotated as gamma-glutamylcyclotransferase-like. NCBI's taxonomy places the organism in Eukaryota, Metazoa, Arthropoda, Insecta, Hymenoptera, Formicidae. The annotation marks the transcript as partial. Gene Ontology annotation, molecular function: gamma-glutamylcyclotransferase activity. The record is from RefSeq and is a predicted model, not a curated record. The transcript has 4 exons.
AAUUUUAGAGGAUUUUAACAGAUAUUCUAAACGAUGGCGUGGAACAUCAGCAACAAUUGUAGAAACAGAAAAUUCAGUUGUGUGGGGUGUAGUCUGGGAAUUACAUAAAUGCAAUUUAGCUACAUUAGACUGCCAAGAGAGUGUUCAGGAUAACAUAUAUCGUGCGAUGUCGGUGAACGUUGAAACUCCUGAUGGUAGAACUCUAAACUGUAGAGUAUAUCAGCAGUGUAACAAUCCAAAAGAAUAUAUAAAACCAGAAGACUUUCCAAUAGAUAAGAGGCCUUCACCGUUAUAUCUGAAUAUGAUUUUAAGAGGAGCUGAGGAAAACAAUCUUCCCUUUGAGUAUAUAAAAUUCUUAAAACUAUCCCGCACAAUGGAUAUGAAGGAGAAUAUGACAUUAGAAGUCUACGGGGACAACUUACUCGCAGAGAGGAUACGUUUAAAUAAUCCGACUGCAGUAAUGAAAGACAUCGGUUACAUAAAGGAAUAUGCUAUUAAAAGGGCUAAGGAAAACAAUCUUCCCUUUGCGUAUAUAAAAUUCUUUAAAACUAUCCCACAUAAUGGAUAUGAAGGAGAAUAUGACAUUGGGUAAGCAACAAGUUGAGUUGUGGUACAUUCCUAGCUGAAAACUUUGUUUAUGUAAUAAAUAGUUCUAUAUUUAUAAUGUA